AUGCAAUUAGAUCAAGACCUGUUAAGCCAAUUGAGUCUCCGUGCUGUCAGUUUGGAAGAUUUAGAGGCCCUUGAAACAAAGACUUACUUAUCCACAUUUGAUGCAGAUGAUGCAUUCCAAUUAGGUACUUUCAUUAGAGAUACCGUAAGAGAAUUGUAUCCAGAAAAGGCUGUCUCGAUCGAUAUUACUCUGCCAAACGGACAUUGUUUGUUCAGAAGUGUAAGUCGUAAUGGAACUGCCUUUGACAACGAUAUGUGGAUUAAGAGGAAGCAAACAACAGUUUUCAGAUUUGGUCAUUCCAGUUUUUAUAUGGGAUGCAAGAAGGGAGACACACCAGCAAUUGAAAGGUUUUUUGUCGAUGAAAAGGAAUACGCUUUCCACGGUGGUGCUGUUCCAAUCUUAUCAUCCGCUGUUGGUUACCCAAUUGCAUGUUUAACAGUUAGUGGUUUGAGACAACAUGAAGAUCAUUUGUUGGCAUUAACUUGUUUAGAUGCGUAUGCCAAAAAUAGCACAUUGGAGAAAUUAGAAUUGGAUUGA
This is a messenger RNA of Naumovozyma castellii, 537 nucleotides long. RefSeq lists its product as uncharacterized. The record is from RefSeq and is a predicted model, not a curated record. Bases 1 to 537 code for a protein of 178 amino acids. The transcript has a single exon. Lineage: Eukaryota; Fungi; Ascomycota; Saccharomycetes; Saccharomycetales; Saccharomycetaceae.